Messenger RNA from Toxoplasma gondii ME49, 2792 nucleotides. It is a transcript of the gene RPL35, whose product is annotated as ribosomal protein RPL35. The transcript has a single exon. Lineage: Eukaryota; Apicomplexa; Conoidasida; Eucoccidiorida; Sarcocystidae. Gene Ontology annotation, molecular function: structural constituent of ribosome. The record is from RefSeq and is a predicted model, not a curated record. Gene Ontology annotation, biological process: translation. Gene Ontology annotation, cellular component: large ribosomal subunit; ribosome. Bases 399 to 1850 code for a protein of 483 amino acids.
AGAGAAAAAAGAGAAUGUCAAGGUGGGAAAGAACGCAUGUGGAGAGCGACGCCUCUCAACCUACGUACAGCCAAGUCUCUCGACCGCCAUGUGACCGAAGCAUAGCGUUUUACAACACGAGAUUGGAGGCUCACCUAAUCAAUAUCGCUGUGAACCUCACCAGAACAUGUAAUUGUGUUGAGAGAACAAUAGGAACUGUUUACUUGGUGCGAAUGCCGCUGUGCAGAAAGGAAUUCCCGACAUCGAAACGUGUGUGUCCUUUGUUUCAGACAUGUCAGAAUCGUUGAUCCUUUUUUUUCCAGCGUCGCCGCUCGCUUCGACCUCUUGCCCUUUCUUUCUAGCCUCGUUCUUCCGUCCUUCCGCUCGCUCAGCUUCUCUCGAUCCUUCAGCUCUCGAAAAUGCGCCUCCUCAAACCUCUUUUUCUCCUCGUUUUGCGUCUCCUUCUCCUGACUCCGAAGCCUGCACAAGCCGUCACUCGUUCCACCUUUUCUUCCUCGCCGUCCGCCGUCUUCUCGCGUCCGUCCGUUCGCCUCUGGGAAGAUCUGGACAAGUCUUUGCGCCUUCCGGGUGGGUCUGAGACUCGCGGUUCGUCCUUCGCUUCUUUAGCGUCAACUUCGCUUCUUGGCACUUCUCUGUCUCAUCGUCCACCUUCCGCUUCUUCUACCGUGUUUCCUCUCUCUUCUUCGUCGCCGUCUUCUGCUUCUUUCUUGUCCUCUGUUUCCUUCGCGCUGCGUUUCCAUCGGCUCGGCUCUGAUGGCUUGUCGGAGACGAAGAGUUCUUGCAAAAACCGCUGUGCGUAUUCCGUUUUCGCCUCGGCGUCUAGAGACUCCUUUUUUUCUCCGUCGGCGAGGUCUCUCGUGUCUCAUCUCCCCGCAUUUUCUGAAAGCCUAGGCUUCGCGUCAAGUCCCUGCUUUGUCUCUCCUAGCUUUCGCAUCUCUUCGCCUCGUCCUUGGGGGGCAGGAACUGCCUCAUGUAGCCAGUGGAAAUCCUUUUCAACAGCCGGAGAUCAUCACGUCAGUCCCAGUCGCUCUUUUUCCUUUUCAGAGUGUUCCUCAUCCCCUUUGAUCUUGCAGGGAGGGGAUGCAUUCUCUCCGGCCUCUUCUGUGUUUUCUCCCUGUCGCUCUGCCUCUCCUUUUUCCUCUCCUUUCUUCUCUCCGGUGUUCGCCUCCCUGUUCUCUCUCUGUCGCCUUUCUUCUCGCUCACAGUCUCUCUCCCAGUUGUCGACUUCUUUCUGCAUGUCUGAGUCUCCCCUCCGUUUCUCGGUCUCUUCUUGCCCUGACUUGCUUCCCCCGAACCUCCGUUUUCCCGCAUGUGACGGUGAAACUUUCCAAGCGGAGGACGCCGACCAGGCUGUGCGGACCUCUUCUGUCUCUGGCGACGAGGCUGGAAGGCCAAGGCGAGACGACCCUCUGUGUGUUUUUUCCACGGCGAAUGGCGACUCGUUUUUCUCUUUCCGAGACGCGGCGAACGCUGAAGAAGGUCCGCGUCGAGGCUCUGCAGAAAGGAUGAGCCUUGCGUCUCCCUUUUCGCGAGGCGAAGCAAGCUGCGCCGCGCAGAGAGGCGUCUGCAGCUUGCACAUGAAGGUGAAAGUUCCAACGCCGGCCCUCAAACCUCGGACGAGAAAGUCGAUUGCAAAGCGAUUCAAGAUCACCGCCACCGGGAAGCUGCUGUACAGACACUCGGGGCGACAGCACCUGAUGAGCUCGAAGAGUGGAAGACGAAAACGUCGUCUGCGAAAAGUCUGUGUCUUGACGGGGGUGAUGGCAAAGAAAUACCUUGCAUGCAUACACACUCCGAGAGCGCGAAUCAAACGGAGAAAACGACGUCCUCAACCUGUCUACAAGAUGUAGUGUCGAGAGCGCAAGAAACAGCCAGACACGGUAGAAGAGGAAGAGCGAAUGGCAAGGUGAGGGUGAAAGAGGAGAGUCAAGAAAGGCGGAGAAAUACGUAGAGGAAACAGAGGACCCGGCUCGUGAGAGACAACCUGCAGAUCGAACGUUCGGUGGAAGGCGCAUUUCAAAUUUCCGACACAGUUGAUGUUUCUCGCCUUCGAGGGGGGGAGAGGUCGUCUUAUACUGUCCUCUCUCUUCUACUCUCUUGUGUUGUCGCUUGCUUCCUUGCCGCCUCAUCGAUGGGUCGCCUCUUGUGCCAGUCACUCCGUUUCGCGCCUUUUCUGUCGCUCUUGGAGAACUGUUCUCUCCUUCCAUGCCGCGUUGCCUUUGCGCUUCUCUGCGUACGUUUCUCUCCUCGGUUUCCUUGUCUGUUUCUCCUCUUGUCUUUUUCCUGUGGUUCCCUCCCGGAAUUCACAAGGGUCAAACAGUGAGAACGUCUCUGAGACGAGAGACUCUCUGAAAUGGACGAGCACAGGCGCGCAUGCAGCGAUGUGUCUGGAAAGCGUCACAGAAAAGAGAAUGCUUUUGCAUUUUUCACCGUAUCUUCCACGUAUAUUCAAAGGAUUCCAGGAUUCUGCUCACCACCUGCACAUAGACCGCUCCAAAGAAGGUUUCAUUUCCUCUCUGCGCCGGAGAUUCAGGCCGCAACGAUCAGGCUAUGACGGUGGAUUGAGAUUCUCACGGCUUCCAAGUAGAUGUUGUCUCCGUACGAAGGAUGUGAGGCUCAGACGACUUGUCGCUGACACAAAUGGUUGUCACUCGACGAAGAAAACAAUGACGGUUUUGACAAGUUCCUCGUUCCUCACCAUCUCUCUGAGUUAUGGAGGCCGCGAUGACUCCAGCGGCUUCUUCAUUUCGAAGCCAAUGUUUCGCUCCUCUUCAGACAUAUUUUCUACCAGA